UAAAAAGUUUACUUUAUAGUUUGCACUUCAAGUUUGCAUUACGGUUGAUGUGAGCCUCAGCGUGGAAUAUGAAAAAAGUCUUUGUUCAUGUCUUGUUAAUUCUACAAUCUGUGUGGCCAGGGAGCACAACUUUCUCAGAAUUGAACAAUUCGGAUCCCAAAUUUAGUGGCCCCAUAAACAAUGUAACGGUACCUGUGGGACGGGACGCGCUGCUCACGUGCAUCGUGCACGAUCUGGUUAGCUAUAAGGUAGCCUGGCUGCGCGUCGAUACCCAAACCAUAUUGAGCAUACAGAAUCAUGUUAUCACGAAAAAUCAUCGCAUCGGCAUCUCGCACACGGAACAUCGCAUCUGGCAGCUGCGAAUACGCGAUGUACACGAAUCGGAUCGUGGUUGGUAUAUGUGCCAAAUAAACACGGAUCCGAUGAAAAGUCAAAUGGGCUACUUGGACGUGGUUGUGCCGCCGGACAUUGUUGACUAUCAGACCAGUCAGGAUGUGGUGCGUGCCAGCGGCCAGAAUGUGACGCUCACCUGCACAGCCACGGGCGUGCCACCGCCCACCAUAACCUGGCGGCGCGAAGAGAACGCACCAAUGCUCUGGCUGCCAGACAAUGCCAACGGCGACGACGACGACGGCGAAAUGAAGGAGAGAGAAGUCUACAGUGUGGAGUCACAAAAUCUGACAUUGUGGCAACUGCAACGCGAACAUAUGGGCGCCUAUCUGUGCAUCGCCUCCAAUGGAGUGCCGCCAACGGUCAGCAAGCGGAUAAUGCUGGUGGUUAACUUUGCGCCCACAAUCUGGACGCGUUACGAUACGAUCUAUGUGGGCGUGGGUCAGAAGCUAACGCUCGAAUGCAUUAGCGAAUCCCAGCCAGCUUCCAUUAAUUUCUGGCUCAAAGAUAAGGAGCUGCUGCAGGGUGGCACCUACGAUGCCCGAACCGUUGAUCAUGUCCAUCGGAUUGUGAUGCGGAUCACAGUGCGACCUUUGACUAAGCACGAUUUUGGUGAAUACAAAUGCAUUGCAAAGAAUGCAUUGGGCGAGACAGAGCGCAGCAUAACAGUGCAUCAUAAAGCCAAAAAACAUGUGCAGCACUCCCAUCAAACUUCAUCGCGCGACAAUCAGUUUAUUGUCAUCGAAGAGUAUUUGGCAAAUAGAGCGUUCAUUAGUUGCCAUACAAAUAUUAUAAGCUAUGCGUGUAUCAUAAUCGUCAAUUAUUUUACUAAAGUUUUGUGUUUGUAA
This is a messenger RNA of Drosophila arizonae, 1238 nucleotides long. RefSeq names its product Dpr-interacting protein iota (gene DIP-iota). Lineage: Eukaryota; Metazoa; Arthropoda; Insecta; Diptera; Drosophilidae. Gene Ontology annotation, cellular component: neuron projection. The record is from RefSeq and is a predicted model, not a curated record.